Leishmania mexicana MHOM/GT/2001/U1103 is the source of this 4269-nucleotide messenger RNA. Its product is annotated as putative tubulin folding cofactor D. The record is from RefSeq and is a predicted model, not a curated record. Lineage: Eukaryota; Euglenozoa; Kinetoplastea; Trypanosomatida; Trypanosomatidae. Gene Ontology annotation, molecular function: GTPase activator activity; beta-tubulin binding. Gene Ontology annotation, biological process: post-chaperonin tubulin folding pathway; microtubule cytoskeleton organization; tubulin complex assembly. The transcript has a single exon. Bases 1 to 4269 code for a protein of 1422 amino acids.
AUGGACGCGUGGGCGGAUACAAGUGAUUCCGCGCCAGCGGCGGCGAUGGUCGGCGCCGGCGAUCCGCCCGACGCUGAGGAGGACACGGCCGUCGCUGCGGACGCGAGCAUGCAAGACAACAACGGUGACGAAGAGGCGUGCGACCCUUCGUUCUUCGAGGAGGAGGCGGAGUGUGCCGCUCUGCUCGCGCGCGCUGCAGAGCUGCUGCCGCCCACAAAUAAACAACUGUUGCCCUCUGUCGGUCAGGACCCCAACGGAGUGGCUGCCAUGUUGGAGGAUCGCUUCGCGAAGAUCAUCGACCGCUACCAGAACAGCCCGCACCUCUUGCACCCGUACCUGGAGGUGCUGAUACAGCCUCUCGUGGACCUGCUCCUCCGCUAUCUACCCAACGCCGCGGAGCUGUGGGCACGCGAAGCGGGGUCGGGAGCAGGAGAGUCACUCACGGCAGCUGGGGCGGCAUCGGCACCACCGGCGUCCGCGACGGCGACACAGACGCUGGUGGUGGCGAGUGCGCUGGGCCAGGACUUGACCAUGUUCGAUGCGGACGCCCCCAAGACCCCACUGCACAUAGUCUGCAAGGCCCUCUACAGCGUCGUCAAGACCGCCGGAGAGAAGUGCUGCACGAGUCACUUCCCCAACAACGUGGGGCACUACGAGGACGUCUUCUACACGCUUCAGCUGUGGGUGGCUGACGUGACGCGGCAGCGCGAGUGGGAGGUGCGCUACUGCCUGCUGCUGUGGCUCUCGAACCUCGUCCUCGUGCCCUUCUCUCUAGCCCUUGUCGACACGAACGCCGCCGAGGAGGGUGGCCGCUCGGCGGCGGUGCGACGACUGUCGCUGUCAGACGCCACCCUUGUCACAGCAAGCCGCUUCCUCGCCGACACGUCCAAGUGCCGCGAGGCGGCGGCCCUCCUCAUCGCCCGUCUGCUCACGCGGCCCGACAGUGCACGGCAUCGAGGGCUCUUCUUCGACUUUGCAAGCUUCAUUCUGGAGUCCACCUCGCCAACCGCGACCAUGGGUGUUGGCGGGGCGGCGGCGGCGGUGCCGCCAGAGGCGCCGUGGGCCUUCCUCGCCGAGGGCACGCAUAGCACCUUCAGCUCACUCUUGUCGCAGCCUUUCCUGCUGCCUGGCGUGCUGCUUGCGAUCGCGAAGACUAUGAAGCUUGGGCGACGGGAGGAGCUCGUCCGCUUUGCACCUCGCCUGAUGACGUGUGUGGCAACCGUCUAUGAGCAUCACAUCAACGAUAGCCUCCUCUGCAAGACGGCGACAAAGGUGGGCCAGCGGCUGGUGCUGUCUAUGUUGAAGCGCCGCCGAGCCGAGUGGCGCUACAGCCGGCACAUCGCCUCCCUCAGCGCCAACCUCGGCGUUGCGGGUGCCGAGGGCGCGGCGCAGCUGAGCGUGCGGCAGGGGGAAGAGGCGGGCAGGGACGACGUCGGUGAAGACACGAUCGGCGGGCUGGACGGAUACGAGGAGAGCCUUGAGACUGGGGUUGGGCUGCUUCUCCAUGCCGUUGGACACAAGGACACGGUAGUGCGCUGGAGCGCAGCCAAGGGCAUCGGCCGCGUCUGCGAGCGGCUGCCCGCUAUGUUUGCCGAGGAGAUCAUGGGUGAGGUACUAGGGGUAUUCAGGAACGCGUACAGCGACGCCCACUGGCACGGCGGCCUCCUUACGAUCGCUGAGCUGUGCCGCCGCAGCCUCGUGGGUACGGCGCUGCUGGAAAAGGUGGUGCCGUUGGUUUCCGAGGGCCUGGUGUACGACCUCAGCAAGGGCACCUACAGCGUAGGAGCACACGUGCGGGAUGCCGCGUGCUACACGUGCUGGUCCGUGGCGCGCGCCUACAACGCUGAGGACCUCGUCAUUCACGUGCGCGAGCUGAGCGUCGCGCUUGUGGUGACGGCGCUUUUCGAUCGUGAGGUGAACGUGCGGCGCGCAGCGGCUGCCGCUUUUCAGGAGUGCGUCGGUCGUCUCGGCAACUUUGAGCACGGCAUUGAGCUGGUGACGACGGUGGACUUCUUUUCGCUUGCCUCGCUGCGGAACGCGUACACGGUAGUGGCACCGGUGGUCGCGCAGUACGACACGUACCGAGAUGGGAUGCUGCUGGUGCUCGUUGGUGCAAAGUUGCUGCACUGGGACCGCAACGUGCGCCAGAUGGCCGCCAUCGCGCUCGGGCUCGUUGCGAUCCGUGAGCCUGCCGCUACAAUUCUCGAGGAUGUGCUCCCGGAGCUGCUGAGGCGAGUCGAGGACACGACAGUGGCGACGCGCCAUGGCGCCAUCCUCGCCAUCGCGGAGCUCAUCCGCAACCUCACGCCGUCUGCAUGGAGCGAGCGUCACAUAGUGCAGUUCAUUGGUAUGCUGACAAGUCUUGAGGCGUCUCGUGGCUUUAGCGCACGCGGUGGCACGCACAUCCGACAAGCGUGCUGCGUCAUGCUGCAAGCUAUUGCUGGCCAGUCCCUGCCUUUGCCAAACACGGUGGAGGUGAGCCGAGUUGGUGGGCGGGUAGACAAGGUGCGCACCCUCGCCGUCGUCUUCGCAUUCCUCAAGGACUCGUGGGACAACAUUUUGGACUGGGUGCAGCACGCCGCUGCGGACACCUUCUGCGCGGUGGCGCAGACGUAUUUCGUGAAGUUUCUCCCAUUCUUUCACGGCAAGGUGUUGACGGAGAUGUACGAAGGCUGCUUGCCGACGCAGCGUGUCCUGAGUCGGCGCGGCUUCCUCGCCGCGGCAGGUGGGCUGCCUGCGACGCUGCUGAAUGCACCGUGGGCACCAGGGGCUACGACAAGUGCGGACGGCGCCACCAGUGGCGCAUCAACCCCUCUCGCGUUCGAAGCGUUUCUCCCCGUGCUGCAGCGUGCCUCGCUGUUGAGUGCCGAGGACCUGCAGAACCCGGAGCUGGCGGACGCUCAUGUCCGCCGCAACGCGGUGCGCGCGCUCGCACAGGUGCUUGUACGCAUCGACCCCGGCGCGCCACCUGUGACGCCGGCGUGGUACACCGCCGUGAUGGAAGGAACAGUGCUGCAGGCGCUGCAAGACUACGCGACGGACAAGCGCGGCGACGUCGGGUCGUUUGUGCGGCUGGCCGUGCUUGAGGAGCUUCCCUCUCUGCUGACGUACGGCCUCACAGCCGCUGCGGCAGUCCCGCUCUGCACGGCGGCCACCCAGACGCGUGUGCUGCAAGGCGUGGUGCGAUGUGUCUUGGAGAAGCUCGACCGUGUACGGGCCGUGGCCGGAGGUGUGCUGGCGCGGGUGCUGCUGGACGAGCCAUGUGACAAGGCGUUCUGGGCCGACGGGGCGGACAAGGAUGUGGGUCUGAGUAACGACGAGCUCAGUAUCAAGACCGAGGUGGCGCUGUUCCGGACACACCUUCGGCGCUUGGUGGCCCAUCCUAACGGAGAAGACAGGGACACUGGCGGCGAGCGCGGCGAACCACUCGCCUGGAACAAUACGCAGCAGGUGAUCAGCUGCAUUGGCCCGUUCGUGCUGAUACACUGUCCUGUAAGCCUCGCCAACGCCGCGAUGGAAGGCCUCGUCGUGGCUGCGGGUGACCUCUCCGAGCACGUGCGCAGGCCGGCUGCGGCGGCGCUGCUCAGCGCUUUCCAUGGUGACCACGCGACGAGUGCUGAAGCCUCGGCUGCCUUGCCGCAGCGCCUGUCUGCGUGUCUCAUGGACGUCCUUGUGGCGCACGAGCAUGAAGAGCGCAUGCUGAAGCCGGCCAGCCGCGUCCUGGACCUGCUCAUCAACGAGAGCGUCUUUGCUGUCGAGCAGCACCGCGCAGUGCUGGAGAUGCUGCGCAAAGAACUGAAGCACUUUGCGCUGAACAUCAUCGUGCUGCUGGCGAUGGUGCCACUCUUGACGAACAUGUGCCGAAGCCCUGACAUCGAGGUGCGGCGCGGUGCGUGGACGCUUGCGCUGACGAUGAUUGCCAGUCGCUACCCCAAGGUACGGGCCAAGGUGGCCACAGACCUCUACGCGUCGCUGCUGGUGUUAACCUCCGGCGCGGUCGCCCCAGAAGGCCUCCCACGGGAGGGGUGCAGGUGCGCAAUGGCGCACCUCAUGCUGGUGCAGUGGGACGGCAGCGACGCUGCGCGCACGCGGACUGCGCGCGACGAGCUGUACAACAUGCUGAAGAUUGACCCCCCUGCCACUCGAGCCGCCAGCGCGGGGGAGUCGGCAAAUAAAGACGCGCAGCGCGGCGCCAUGCAGCCGGCGCGGAGUCAGCGGGGUGCGGUAGCCGCCACGUACAAGUCGCUCGUGCAGGAGGCCGGCUACUGA